CUUGUUAUAUCUGCAUCUGCAUUAGAUAUCCGUAACUAGUACCUAAGACAAUGGUGCUAGUUUAUACAUACCUCUUGUAUUAGUUACUAUGAGGUAGGUACUACUUAUUGAAUGCAAUCAACCGUAAGUAAACCUUUACAUUCCGAACCUUCUACUACAUAAAGACGUUCUCGGGGAGCACGAAACAUCAGCCGCAUACGGCUUCCCUGCACCCUAGAAAUAUGCCCACUUAUUUGUUCUUUGCGAAGGAGCCAUUAGGUCCCCCCCUAAAUAACACGAAUGAAUCCGAACCCGGUUAUGGUCGACAAUUCAACCACUGGGUGCGAAACUGACCUACUUCACUCGUUAUUUUUAUUUAUUUUUAUUUUUUAUUUUUUUAUACUUUUAUUUUCUAUCCUUCCGCAAAUAAGAAUUAACACUGGUAUUAAAUUAAAUGCAUAGAUAGUUGAAGCAAACGACCAAUCAAACCCGUGGUAAAGAUCCUACCUAACGCAUUUACCUAACGUAUUACAAGACGCAGGCGCUUACGUCUUUAUUCAGCCCGGCGGGAAAGGAGCGAACAUUACAUUACGUUAUAGAUUUGUUCUAGCAGCUAGCGAGUUGAUGAUUACUUAGGAGCGGAAAGAGCAAGAGUAUCAUUAUCUCUCUACUGUAACUUUACUAUAACAGGUAGCUGUUAUGUCGGGUGUAUUCAACUGCCCCUUUUGCGGAUACAAGGAUUCCGUCGAAUAUAGCAUCCUACUUCACCUGGAGGUCCAUCAUAGCGAGGGCAAAUCCCCGUUCGUGCCGGAUGAGGCGGCGCAUAACGCAGCUAGACCCGAGGUAGUAGAAGCUACCGUCGCUAAGGAGGAGGAGCUUACCGAGUAUUUCCAAUGCCCGGUGAAGAGCUGCGGCGAGAUCUUGCACCUGGAUAGGCUGGACGACCACCUCGAAUUGCAUAACGCCGAACAAGUCGGCAAUGCGGCUGAAGGAUCGAACGUUGGCGGGCUAGGGAGCGCGUCGCCGGAGAGCGGCUCUCGAUCUUCUUCUACGCGAGCCCCGGGACCUAGCCGAGCCAAGCCCGAUGUACCGGCCGGCUCUGCCCCGAGCGCGUUACCGCUCAGCACGACCGGAGACUACCACAUAAAAUCAUCUAAGCCAGUCAGGAGACUUGGAAAAAAGGAAUUAGGCGCGUACUACAACGAGGAGAGAAUGCCGCGCUGGCUAGAGGAUUUGCUGAGGAAACGCGGGUUUAAGAGCUCACAAGGCGUAAUACCCGUCCUCGCACAGCUCCUACAUCAGAACAAAUACACGCGAUACGCAUAUCUCUGUCACCCGAAAACACAGCACAUCUCCAAGCUUAGAAGCGAGGGCAGCUUCUGCGGUUACAGGAAUAUCCAGAUGCUGAUAUCGUAUAUCGUCGGCACGGGCGCGAAGGGGGCUGCCGCUUUCAAUAACGAUAUCCCGAGUAUCUUCCAGAUCCAGGAUCUCAUCGAGAAAGCCUGGGACCAGGGUAUCCACGAGGAUGGCCGGACGGAACUCGGUGUGCUUAGAGGCACGCGGAAAUAUAUCGGGACGCCAGAGGCCCAGACGCUGUUUGCAAGUUUGGGUAUACAAUGGGACAUGCAAACGUUCAAGAAUCGCCCGGGUGAAGCACCCACUGCUUCGGAGAACAGGAUGUACGACGCCGUGGAAGAGUAUUUCGCGACGGCACCAAGCGUCAAUAUGCAAGAUAAGGUCCGCAACACGAUGCGACCACCGAUUUAUUUACAGCAUCAAGGCCACUCCAUGACCAUCAUCGGCAUAGAGUGCCAGCCCAGCGGUAACCGGAACCUGAUCGUCUUCGACCCGUCCUAUGGGGACCCGUCCAACAUCACGCGGCAUCUCGACGGCACGAGGCCCGUCGAGCACAACCACCACCCGGACCGCGCGCUCAAGCUCUACCGUCGCGGCCCGAGGUACCUGGGCAAGUACCAGGCUUUUGAGCUCAUGAGGUUAAGAGAGUAAUCAAUUACUCACUCAAUCAAUCAACCGUCUUCCAACUUUGAAAUUUUCUUUCUUCUUCGACCGCGUGGCCAAAUCAACUACCUGGUCCCGACGUAGCACAGAAGACAUUUUACGCAGUCGGAUAUCUUCGGCGUCUAAGGAGGCGGGUUGUAACGGAGUUGAGAAGAAUAUUUUUACAUAGGCAUGCGGGAUCGUAUCCAAGUAGCAAGUUAGCGUUCUGAUAUCCGGGAUCGAGGCGGCUGCUAGCGAAGCUUUAUGUAGAAAUAUAAAAUGGGU
Molecule: messenger RNA, 2262 nt
Organism: Daldinia vernicosa
Lineage: Eukaryota; Fungi; Ascomycota; Sordariomycetes; Xylariales; Hypoxylaceae
Product: DUF1671-domain-containing protein
Exons: 9
Coding region: 679-1986 (435 amino acids)
Source: RefSeq, a predicted model, not a curated record